Messenger RNA from Rhincodon typus (whale shark), 3536 nucleotides. It is a transcript of the gene tbck, whose product is annotated as TBC1 domain containing kinase. The transcript has 23 exons. The record is from RefSeq and is a predicted model, not a curated record. The coding region runs from base 73 to 2247 and encodes 724 amino acids. Lineage: Eukaryota; Metazoa; Chordata; Chondrichthyes; Orectolobiformes; Rhincodontidae. Gene Ontology annotation, molecular function: GTPase activator activity; ATP binding; protein kinase activity. Gene Ontology annotation, biological process: protein phosphorylation; activation of GTPase activity.
UUUCACUUCUGACUCAGAAGUCCUGGAAGGGUGCUCCAAAUAGCUUUUGAGGUGUUGGAAGGACUGGAAUACAUGAACAAACACAGCAUGGUCCAUCAAGCACUUGCACCACACAAUAUUCUUCUGAAUUGUGAGGGUCACGUUAAAUUGGCCAAGUUUGGACUGUAUCACAUGACUGGUUACAAUGCUGAUGUUGACUUCCCUAUUGGGUACCCUUCAUACUUGGCACCUGAAGUCAUUUCCCAGGGCCUGGUGAAGUCCACUGAUCACAAUCAGAGCGACAGAUCGUCACCCUCAGGUCCUAAGGUCGAUGUGUGGUCUCUUGGUGUAAUAUUAUUGGAACUUUGUGUGGGUCACAAACUGCUCCAGAAUGUGGAUAUUUCUGAAAGGCUAAAAUUUAUUCUAAACCUAGGUUGUGUGGAUGAUAUCUUGACUGUGAUAUCAGAAGAGCAUGGCUGCCUGGAGAUUACCAUGGAUUUACCCAAAGAUGUUCAAACACUAUUGAAAAAAUGCCUGACCUUCCACCCAUCCAAAAGGCCAACUCCAGCUGAACUGCUGCAAGAUAGUUUAUUCACUGAAGUUUCUGCUUUGUACAAGCCAUACCGCAAACCUGAUGGUCUCUUUACAUCCUCUCUGCGCUGUGCUGAUUUAAUCAUCCCCGAGGACCUGGGUACGUUCUAUAAAGAUGAAGAUUAUCUUUCGGAAAGAACUAUUGAUGAUGUCUAUUAUCUUUGGUGUUUGGCUGGAGGGGACUUAGAGAAGGAACUUACAAUCAAAGGAAUCAUUCGCUCCAAACCUCCAAUUUGUACAUUGUCAAACUUUAUAUUGGAAGAUGGAGAAAGCUUUGGACAAGUAAGGGAUAGAAGUUUCCUCCUGGAUGAUACCACACUGACACUGCCAUUAUGCCAACUCAGAAAUAGAUUGAAAGAUGUCGCUGGAGAAGCAUUUUACCCUUUGCUGGAAGAUGAACCCUUAUCCUCAAUCGCUCUGCCUCCAUUCAGUUCCCACUCUCCGGGUGAUAUCCAAGCAAAAUAUGAUGCAAUUGACAAGGAUACACCAAUACCCACUGAUCGACAGAUUGAGGUGGACAUUCCACGCUGCCAUCAGUACGAUGAGCUGCUGUCAUCACCAGAGGGUCAUAGAAAGUUCAGACGUGUGUUAAAGGCCUGGGUAGUCUCCCAUCAGGAACUAGUCUACUGGCAAGGUUUGGACUCCUUGUGUGCACCGUUCCUGUAUCUGAAUUUCAACAAUGAAGCCUUGGCGUAUGCUUGCAUGUCUGCCUUUAUUCCCAAAUACCUGUAUAACUUCUUUCUGAAGGACAAUUCUCACGUCAUACAAGAGUAUCUGACAGUGUUUUCCCAGAUGAUUGCUUUUCAUGACCCAGAGCUGAGUAACCAUCUCAACGAAAUUGGCUUCAUUCCAGAUCUUUAUGCCAUUCCAUGGUUUCUCACAAUGUUUACACAUGUGUUUCCUUUGCACAAGAUCUUCCACUUAUGGGACACAUUACUCUUGGGCAACUCCUCAUUCCCGUUCUGUAUUGGGGUAGCCAUUCUACAACAGUUGCGAGACAGACUACUGUCCAAUGGAUUCAAUGAAUGCAUUCUACUGUUUUCAGACUUACCAGAAAUUGACAUUGAACGUUGUGUGCGAGAAUCUAUCAAUCUUUUCUGCUGGACACCGAAAAGUGCUACAUACAGACAGCACGCCCAACCGCCCAAGCCUAUAUCUGAUGGCAAUGGAGUGUCUCGACCAUCAUCCUACUAUUCUGCAGACUAUCAGGACUUGCCCAAGACUGAUCUCUCUCGUGAAUCCAUUCGAUUAAAUGAACUGAAGACUGAAGUAUCACCACGGAUUUCUGCAGAAGAUCUAAUUGAUCUUUGUGAGUUGUCGGGACCCACAAGCUCCAAGAUGCCCACCAAAAAGACAAAAUCGGGGAAGCCAAAACUACUAGUGGUGGACAUUCGCAGCAGUGAGGAAUUCACUCGUGGUCACAUCAGUGGCAGCAUAAACAUUCCAUACAGUUCUGCCUUUAGCCCGGAUGGUGAGCUGAUCCAGUGUGCCCCCACCAGCUUGUUGCAGAGUUUUAAGGGGCGCGUUGUUGUCAUUGUGGGGAACAUCGUCAGGCAUGCAGCUGAUUUCACAGCUCAUUUAGUGAAGCUGGGUUACCCGCGAGUCUGCAUCUUGGAUGGAGGCAUCAACAAGAUGAAGCCAACUGGACUACUUAUGGUCCCUUCACCUCAGAUCUGAAUCUUUCCAUUCACAAUGGAAUGAAAAGUUUGGACCUUACUGAGACAAUGACAGCACCAGCACUAAAGCAAGAGGAACACUGGCAGUCAAGAUUAAAAACUCCUCUCUGUGAAUCGUUAGCUGUGCAUACUCCGUAACCUGUGAUGUAGUGACAUAGUCAAGUUUGACACCAAUGGUAACCCAGGACAUAAUCUGAAGGAUGGUAGUUUCUGAUGUCCAGCACUGAUUGAGUAAAAGUACACAUCUGAGUGCCAUUCAGCUAUCAGACCCAUUGUGAAUCAAAUGAUUGGUUUCUACAAAAAUGAGACUGUAUCAAUGAUUGUGAACAGUGAUUUUAAUGGAAUAUUCCAAAACCAUCUUUAUUUAAAUAGUAUACACCAAAGAAAACUUCUCGAUUUCCUUUUUGUCAAUUGUUUUGGGAUCUGAAACAGUAUAAAGAGACCUAGAGUAAAAUUCUGGCUGUCCUUCUGCAGUAAGCAGGUUAUUACAAAGAGCCUCUUUAGCUCUGACUCCAGAAGGAACAAUAGAAUUACUGCUAUUAAAUUAGCUUUUCAUAAUGGGCUCUUCCAUAAUCCUGAAUGACCAGCUAAGUACUGAAAGGGCUUCACCAUAACUUUAGCUGGAAACUGUUCAUUUCAGAGAAUCCUGGCUUCUCUGACAUUUGUCCUUAAAAUUUUGUUUCGAACUUUAAGCCGCACAUGACUGAGGUCUCUAUUUGUCAUGUUCUUAAGCUUUACAUUGCCUAAUAGUGUGAGUGCAUGUGAUUGUCUGAUCUUUCUCCUUAAAUACAGUGUCCAGUGUCCAACAGGGAAUCAUUUCAAGUGCACUCUGUAAACAAUGCCAUGUUUUGUGACAGAGUCUAAUACGCCUGAUGUAUGCAUUUCGAAUGCACUUCUGAAAGGUAAAGUAUCCAACUGUCUGCCUUCAAAUCCCUGAUUUUCUUUGUAUAACUACUUACCUGAAGAAAUACAAAUCCGUAAAGCAGUAUCAUUCCACUCCAAAGGCACUGGGAAUGCAGUAACUGGAAUUCCAUUCAGUCCUUGGAUCUAUUUCAUUAUUUACAGGGAUGAUGGUUGUGCUGUAGCUCAACCCCACUUACCCACUUUUUUUCCUAUGUGUAUUGAUGGCUACUGUAUCCAUUUGGAGACAGUAGACAAAGAGAAAAAUUAGAGCAACAUUAAAGGAAACUGCUUCCUCAAUGGAUAAAUUCAAUGCAUUAACAAAUUUGGCUUCUGGUGACCUAACCCCCUGCAAAAAUAAAAUCUGAGAUAUUCAGUUCUCCCACCAAA